AUGUUACGACACGGAAGCGUAUUGGGGCUCUUCUUGAAGCCCCUCAGCUGGAUUCCCAGCGGGCCUCAGCAUGCCGCCUACGCUGCUGCCCUCGGCCUCGUCGCCAUUCAGGUCGGCAUUGGAAUUAUCAUGAAGGUUGCUCAGACCGGCGGCUCAUAUUCCUUCUCGCCAUCUGCCUCCGUCACCAUUUCCGAGUUCUUCAAAAUGCUUCUGUCCACAAUGUUCUUCUACAACGAGUGCAAAAGACGGGCUGCCGAUGGCAUCCGUCCCUCGACUCGUGGUGGCGGCAGCGGCUACUCCUCCCUCGCCACCUCGGAGCUGCCUACAAACGAGAGGAGUAGUUUGGAUGAGAAGCGUGAGGAGGAGGGACUGAACGGAAGUGCCAGCUCUUCGAGCAAUGGCUCCGUCGUCGACAAGCACAUGCCAUUGCCAAAGCUGGACCUGAGGACGUUUUGGAGCUAUGUACGAGGCGAGGUCACGAGAGACGUCCGCUACGGUUUCUGCAACUUGGCGCUGUUCUACGUCCUCAUCAACAACUCGAUCUUCGUCAGCUACAAAAUGGCCGACCCCGGUACAAUUCAACUGACCAAGAGCGGCGUCACCUUCAUCACCGCACUCGUCAUGAUCGCGACCCUCAACACCAAGAUUUCCAAGAUUCAGUGGAUUGCCAUUGUCAUGCAGAUUUGCGGUUUGAUGGUUACCCAGUACAACCCCACGACGGGCACCACGUAUCCUUUCAGCACGUACUUCAUUCUGCUUUUCCAGGUCUUCCUGAGCGCGUCUUCGGGAGUUUACAACCAGGCUUUGCUCAAGACUGAUGACUCGAGCUUGCACGCCGACAACAUGAUUCUGUACGCUGCUGGUGCCGCCUGCAACCUGCUGUGCCAUCUGGUUAUCAAGACACUCAAGGCCGAUGAGCCGGGUUUCUUCGAGGGCUACAACAGCUUCGGCGCCAUCAUGGUCAUCGUCAGCAAUGUGUUCAUCGGCCUUGCCAUUACCGCUGUCUACAAGUACGCCGAUGCCGUCAUCAAGUGCUUUGCGACUGCCGUGGCCACCGGUAUCCUUCUGUACGUGUCGCCGAUUCUUUUCGGUACCAACCUCAGCUUCCUUGUCCUCCCCGGUACCGUCGUGGUCUUCAUUGCCUCCUGGCUGUACAUGGACAACCCGCCCCCGAAGGAUCCCAACGCCGCUCAGUCCAAUGAGCCCCAGAAGCUGUCAUUCUUCGGCAAGCUCGCGGCUGUUGCGCGCAAGUAUAACAAGAUAUUCCUGAUCGUUGCGAGCUUCAUCACCAUUGUCAUUGUGGCAUUCCUCACCAUGUCCGAGGCUAAGAUGCCCGACUUCGCCAAGGAAGGCGGAUCUAAGGCGGCCCCUGCGACCGGCCCGAAGCCUGUCACUGGCAAUGAGGAGAAGAUUUUUUCGCCAUUCAAGAACACUAUGGCGAUGAUCAGGUGGAAUUCUGCGCGUCCCGAGCGCAUUCCCAUGCUGCAGAAGUACGAGCCGUUCUUCCACACGGUUCAUAUCUCCAUGCCAAACAUGUUCAAGGAGGAGGACCCCGAGUUCCACAACUUGACCCACGACCAGUUCCCCGGCACAUUUACCGUCUACAAACAGGUCGCUCGCACCAUGAAGUUGAUUCUCGACACCCAGCCCGAGAUUGACGGCCUGAUGUACUACCACUUCGACGCGUGGAUUGACCCUCUUGGCUGGACCGGCAUGAACCCCUACAACAUCCACUUCCCCGCCAUCAUUGAUACCGCCCCGCCGUCUCACGGAGGCCCUGAAUACAUGUGCUUGACGGAGACCAAGAACUACAACUGGUGGGGCUGGGGCCAGGACUUCCACCGUACUGCCAUGGCUGCCGCUGCUGUUGUCGACAACUUCGACCUCGAGUACAAGGUCCGCCGCGAUGAGUGGUGUGUUGGCUGGAGCGAUAUCUACUACAUCCCCCGCCGCUUCUUCGCCGACUACAUUUUCCUGUCCGAGGUUUUCGCCGGCUUCGGCGUCUUUCACGAGGUCGCCAUUCCCACAAUCAUCCACAUCAUCGACCAGAGCCGCCGACGCAACCCCUUCCGGUCUGUCAUCGACCACAUCAGUGACUGCUGGGGCCACUGCUGCAGCUCCAACCCCAAGGUCCGCGACGUCUUGGGCGCCCGCUGCGGCCAUCGCCUCAACUACUUGGAGGAUGUUCCUACAAAUGCGUUCUACGAAAAGCUCGACGCUCAGGCCAGCAUCCUGGGCCAGCCCCUGAAUGCGACCAAGUACGCCAUGACAAGUGCUGAGAGCGCGCACAUGUUUGACAGCGCCGCGCUGGCGAGCAUCAACAAUGGCGAGGCGAAGAAGGUCGCGCCAGCCAAGGAUGAUGCCCUCGAGGAUGACCAGCGGGCAGACCAGUUGGCCAAGGACAAGGCCGCUCAAGAGAAGGAGAAGCUCAAGAGUGAAAAGGCACCAGUGGACAACACUGGCAAGCCUGGCGACCCCAAGGCCGACCCCAGCAAGGUCAAGCCGGCAGACAAGGAGCCCCUAAAGGAGGAGCACAAGGAUAACAAGGAGCCUCCCAAAGAGGCCCCUAAGGAGGCGCCAAAGGAGGCAGAGAAGAAGGACCCCAACGACGUCCUCAGGGAAGCAGACAGGGACCCAGACGUGAAGCGCAGGUUACGACGUGAAGUCAUCGCUGCGGUCGCUGGGUUCGGCUACUAA
This is a messenger RNA of Colletotrichum aenigma, 2697 nucleotides long. It is a transcript of the gene CSTLP2, whose product is annotated as CMP-sialic acid transporter 2. Gene Ontology annotation, biological process: pyrimidine nucleotide-sugar transmembrane transport. The coding region runs from base 1 to 2697 and encodes 898 amino acids. The record is from RefSeq and is a predicted model, not a curated record. Gene Ontology annotation, molecular function: pyrimidine nucleotide-sugar transmembrane transporter activity. The transcript has 4 exons. NCBI's taxonomy places the organism in Eukaryota, Fungi, Ascomycota, Sordariomycetes, Glomerellales, Glomerellaceae. Gene Ontology annotation, cellular component: Golgi membrane.